GUUUUUUUUUGUUUGUUUGUUUGUUGUUGUUGUUGUUAUAGAAUAUAAUGGCCAUAUAUAAAGUAAACGAAACAUCAUCGCAAUCGAAACCACGCAAUAAUGUUGACGACACGUUGAAUGUUAUUAAGGAACCUGCGUUUAUGAAUAAUUUUUUAAAGGUUGGUGCAGUGAAUAUUAAUAUUGUAUUUACCUAUGAAAGCUGUGUGGUUGAGUUAACAUGAUAUAGGUGUGCUUGCAAUGUUAAUAACACGCUUCCGUUAGAUGGGGGCGCAUACAAUAGACAUAUGACCCACAUCUGUCCCAUUAUUGUUUAUAAAAGCUGCUAGAAACGACAGAUUAUGCACAUCGUCCUUGACAUUGUACAAUCCUCGUAUUACCUUGUUUAUUCUUUUCGAACAUUCUGAAAAUGCGUCGUUAGGUUACGUCGCCCUCGUUGGGUCGUACAUGACUUUCGCACACAUGACGAUGUCUCCCACUACCGAUGAACAUGGUGACGCUUCCAAACCUCACAACACGCAACUAUCCAUCGAAAACGUCAACGAGAAAGCAACCACGUUGGAUACCUUGCCUCCCGAGGACCCCUGGGCAUUACCUGAACUGAAAGAUACCGGAACUCCUUGGAAAGAACUGAGUACAAAGGGGAAGAUAUUGCGUGCAGUGUGGACUUCUACCCGGAUAUUGCUAAUCCUAGCAAGUCUGUACUUUUUCAUUUGUUCUUUGGACUUCUUAAGCUCAGCCUUCAGACUUCUGGGAGGAAAGACAGCAGGUAAAGUAUUCCAAAACAGCGAGCUUCUACAAAACCCGAUAUGUGGAGUAAUGAUAGGAGUGUUGACCACAGUUCUGGUUCAAAGUUCCUCUACAACCACGUCCAUCGUCGUCAGCAUGGUGGCAGCCGACAUUCUGACAGUGAAGUUGUCCAUCCCGAUUGUAAUGGGUGCCAAUAUCGGAACAUCAGUGACAAACACGAUUGUAUCGCUAGGGGAGAUCACCCAUCGUAAUGACUUCCGGCGAGCAUUCGCUGGAGCCACUGUGCAUGAUAUGUUUAAUUGGCUUUCUGUCAUAGUCUUGCUUCCAUUGGAAGUUGCAACAGGUUAUUUAUAUCAUCUGUCUGGGGCUGUAAUAGAAAGCAUGCAACUUGAAACGUACGAAGAUGCCAAUAAAGACUUGCUAAAGGCGGCGACGAAACCCUUCACCAAGUUAAUCAUUGAAGUAGAUUCUAAGAAGAUAAACAUGAUAGCUAAAGGAGAUGGGAAGGAAGACUACAGAUUGCUGAAAACGUGCUGUCGGUCCAAAUCCAUACCCGCUACCAAUGAAACUGGAUACAAUUUUACACAGUCCAUAUGUCUUAAAAAUUGUUCCCAUUUGUUCGUGGAUUCCCCAUUGUCCGAUUCUGAGAUAGGGAUCAUCAUGCUCGUUGUCUCUCUCGCACUUCUCUGUCUAUGCUUGUUUGGAAUUGUCAAGUUACUAAACUCUCUACUACAUGGAAACAUUCGUAGAAUUAUCAAAAAGUUUGUGAAUUAUGAUUUCCCUGGAAAAGCGGCAUAUUUCACGGGAUACAUAGCCAUUGUGAUCGGGAUGGGCUUUACUAUAUUGGUCCAAUCUAGUUCUAUUUUCACCUCCACUUUGACCCCUUUGGUGGGGGUGGGGGUCGUCAGUAUUGAUCGAAUGUAUCCUUUGAGUCUUGGAUCUAACAUUGGAACCACAACCACGGGAAUCCUAGCGGCUCUUGCGACGGAUACACGAGAUGGAACGCUUCGACUACAAAAUUCUCUCCGUGUUGCGAUGUGCCAUCUGUUCUUCAACCUUACAGCCAUUUGUAUUUGGUAUCCCAUUCCAUUUAUGAGAUUUCCAAUCCGCCUAGCCAAAUUUCUCGGCAGCACCACAUCAAAGUAUCGGUGGUUUGCCCUGUUUUAUUUAGGAGUAACGUUCUUCUUCCUCCCGCUGGCUGUGUUUGGGCUGUCGCAAGGGGGAUGGGAAGUUCUUGCCGGAGUUGGCAUACCCAUCAUCUGUUUGAUUCUAGUCAUCGGUGUAGUGAACCUGCUUCAGAGAGAAAGACCCAAAUGGUUACCUAAAAAGAUUCAGAACUGGAAGUUUUUGCCUCUUUAUUUUCGUUCACUAGAUCCCCUGGACAGACUGUUUAACCACAUGUGUGGAUUCUGUAAAAUGUGUCACCACCACCACCACCACCAUCAUCAUCAUCACAAUCAGCCAUCAUCAUGAUAAAACGAGCGCAUGACCAUAAAAACCGAAAGCUAUAAGAUGUAUCAAUGUUAUCGUCCACUUGGAUGCAUGGUUCAAUGUACCGCGCACCUGUUUUUAAUGAUUAAAUGUACCGUACACCUAGCUGUAUCUUUUAUCUAAUUUAUUGUACAUAUUUAUUUCAUAGUUAAAUAAACUGUACACCAAGCUGUAGUUUUUAUUUAAUUUAUUGUACAUAUGUAUUUCAUAGUUAAAUAAACCGUACACCUAGCUGUAUCUUUUAUCUAAUUUAUUGUACAUAUGUAUUUCAUAGUUAAAUAAACCGUACACCAAGCUGUA
Ostrea edulis (European flat oyster) is the source of this 2538-nucleotide messenger RNA. Its product is annotated as sodium-dependent phosphate transport protein 2B-like. Bases 445 to 2220 code for a protein of 591 amino acids. The record is from RefSeq and is a predicted model, not a curated record. Gene Ontology annotation, biological process: sodium-dependent phosphate transport. Gene Ontology annotation, molecular function: sodium:phosphate symporter activity. The transcript has 8 exons. Gene Ontology annotation, cellular component: membrane. NCBI's taxonomy places the organism in Eukaryota, Metazoa, Mollusca, Bivalvia, Ostreida, Ostreidae.